Messenger RNA from Striga asiatica, 1314 nucleotides. Lineage: Eukaryota; Viridiplantae; Streptophyta; Magnoliopsida; Lamiales; Orobanchaceae. The record is from the annotation of a GenBank genome assembly.
AUGUCCGAUGUGCCCCCAGCAGCCAUGAACGUCGUCCUCCCGGAGCAAGUCCCACUGCCGUUGGAUGUCACCGAGGACAUCCUCAGCCGCCUCCCAGUGAAGACCCUCAAGCGCUUCCGCGCCGUCCAGAAAUCGUGGUGUUCUCUGAUAGACAGCGAGAACUUCGCGAAAGCGCACUUGCGUCGGUCACUGGACGCACGGCGCUCGAACCGGAAUCUCAUCAACGGCUUAAACGGCUUCUGCUGGAUGAGCCUGGCCGCGCUCGAGAAGGUGGAGUCCUUCGAGCCUGCAUUCAAGUACGAUGAAAAGGACGAGCACGCGAUUUCAAACUCCGUCAACGGCAUGGUUGUUGUGAUGAGGGAGCCGGCCCCUCCCGUGCUGUGGAACCCUUUCACGAGAGAGCACAAGGUCUUGCCCGCGUGCCCCCGCUAUUGUCAACCACCGGAAGAGCCUCAUAUCUGCAGAACCACGUACGGGUUCGGAUACGACCCAGUAAACGAUGACUACAAGGUCGUCAAGGAAUUGCAAUACAUGUUCAAGAGGCCCUUUCCGUUGUCGACGUCCGAGUACUCGAUUUACGGCUUGAGGUCGAAUUCCUGGAACAGGACCAGUACGCUCCAUAUUAACCGCCAUUGGCCCGCCCAUGUCGACGGGGUCCUUUACACGAUUGACCAGAUGUGGCCUGAUCCGCAUCCGUCUGAAGCGAAGUUAUAUGGUUUCAGCCUCGUACACGCGAAGGAGUUUAAGGUUGGGAUGCCCGAGGAGAUUGAAAGAGAGGGCUUUGUUACUGUUGAUGCGAUUGAGGGGCAGCUUUCUUUGGGCUGUUCACACGAGUCCCGGUUCGUGAUCUGGAUUAUGAAAUGCCCGGAAUUGUGGAUUCCGCUUGUCCAGCUGAAGAUCAAUCCCGAUGUUUUCGUGCGGCCGCUUGCUUUUGCAGAAAAUUGGAAUAAGCUCCUGCUCAACCUCAGUUGCAAGAGGCUCGUUGGGUGUGAGUUGAUGUCGAUGAAUGCCAAGGAUAUUGGUGUGCCUUUCGAGAUUGCUGUGCCUUUCAAUAGUGAUUGCCCUUUCAAGUUUCCCGACACUUACGAGAUUGAUGUGGAUUUUGAGUUUUCCCCUGAGAUUGCUGUGCCUUUCGAGAUUGCUGUGCCUUUCGAGAUUUCCCCUUCAUUUUGCCUGGAGACCCUUGUAUCACCUCACACCUGGGACAAGGAGAAGACUGGGCAGAAAAACUUGAUUGGGAAAAGUAAGAAGAAGAUGAAGAAAAUGAAGAAAAAGAAGAGGAAAAGUAAGAAGAAGAUGAAGAAAAUGAAGUAA